GCGGGGCACGGGCGGCAGCUGAGCCCUCGGCGCGGCGCACCCAGGUCCCCGCCCUGCGGCGCCGUGACAGGUGCCGAGUUGGCGCUGGAACCCACCUGCGGCGGCUGCCGGGAUGCCCCCCAUGCGGAGGACAGUGUCGGAGAUCCGCUCGCGCGCCGAGGGUUAUGAGAAGACAGAUGAUGUUUCAGAGAAGACCUCACUGGCUGACCAGGAGGAAGUAAGGACUAUAUUUAUCAACCAGCCUCAGUUAACAAAAUUCUGCAAUAACCAUGUCAGCACUGCAAAAUACAAUAUAAUCACAUUCCUUCCAAGAUUUCUCUACUCUCAGUUCAGAAGAGCUGCUAAUUCGUUUUUUCUCUUUAUUGCACUGCUUCAGCAAAUACCUGAUGUGUCACCAACAGGUCGUUAUACGACACUGGUUCCUCUCUUAUUUAUUUUAGCUGUGGCCGCAAUCAAAGAGAUAAUAGAAGAUAUUAAACGACAUAAAGCUGAUAAUGCAGUGAACAAGAAACAGACACAAGUUUUGAGAAAUGGUGCUUGGGAAAUUGUUCACUGGGAAAAGGUGGCAGUAGGGGAAAUAGUGAAAGUGACCAAUGGGGAGCAUCUCCCAGCAGAUCUCAUCAGUCUGUCCUCCAGUGAGCCCCAGGCCAUGUGUUACAUUGAAACAUCCAACUUAGAUGGUGAAACAAACUUGAAAAUUAGACAGGGCUUACCAGCAACCUCAGACAUCAAAGACAUUGACAGUUUGAUGAGAAUUUCUGGCAGAAUUGAAUGUGAAAGUCCUAACAGGCACCUCUAUGAUUUUGUUGGAAAUAUAAGGCUCGAUGGACAUGGCACUGUUCCCCUGGGAGCAGAUCAGAUUCUUCUUCGAGGUGCUCAGUUGAGAAAUACUCAGUGGGUGCACGGAAUAGUUGUCUACACUGGACAUGACACCAAGCUAAUGCAGAAUUCAACAAGUCCACCACUUAAGCUCUCCAAUGUGGAACGAAUUACAAAUGUACAAAUUUUGAUUUUAUUUUGUAUCUUAAUUGCGAUGUCUCUUAUCUGUUCUGUGGGCUCAGCCAUUUGGAAUCGAAGACACUCUGGAAAAGACUGGUAUCUCAAUCUAAACUAUGGUGGCGCUAAUAAUUUUGGGCUGAAUUUCUUGACUUUCAUCAUACUUUUCAACAAUCUCAUUCCUAUCAGCUUGUUGGUUACAUUAGAAGUGGUGAAAUUUACCCAGGCGUACUUCAUAAAUUGGGACCUUGACAUGCACUAUGAACCCACAGACACUGCAGCAAUGGCUCGGACAUCGAAUCUGAACGAGGAACUUGGUCAGGUUAAAUACAUUUUUUCUGAUAAAACUGGUACUCUCACAUGCAAUGUAAUGCAGUUUAAGAAGUGCACCAUAGCAGGAGUUGCUUAUGGCCAUGUCCCUGAACCUGAGGAUUAUGGGUGCUCUCCUGAUGAAUGGCAGAGCUCACAGUUUGGAGAUGAAAAAACAUUUAGUGACCCAUCAUUGCUGGAAAAUCUCCAAAAUAAUCAUCCAACUGCACCUAUCAUUUGUGAAUUUCUUACAAUGAUGGCGAUCUGCCACACAGCAGUGCCAGAGCGAGAAGGGGAGAAAAUCAUUUAUCAAGCCGCAUCUCCAGAUGAGGGAGCACUGGUGCGAGCAGCCAAGCAGCUGAAUUUCGUUUUCACGGGAAGAACACCCGACUCGGUCAUUAUAGAUUCACUGGGACAGGAAGAAAGAUAUGAAUUGCUGAAUGUCUUGGAGUUCACCAGCGCUAGGAAAAGAAUGUCAGUGAUUGUUCGUACUCCAUCCGGGAAGUUACGACUUUACUGCAAAGGAGCUGAUACUGUAAUUUAUGAACGACUUGCAGAGACUUCAAAAUACAAAGAAAUUACCCUAAAACAUUUGGAGCAAUUUGCUACAGAAGGUUUGAGGACAUUAUGUUUUGCUGUGGCUGAGAUUUCUGAGAGUGACUUCCAGGAGUGGCGAGCUGUCUACCAGCGAGCGUCCACAUCUGUGCAGAACAGGCUUCUCAAACUGGAGGAGAGUUACGAACUCAUUGAAAAGAAUCUCCAGCUACUUGGAGCUACAGCCAUUGAGGAUAAAUUACAAGAUCAAGUGCCUGAAACCAUAGAAACGCUAAUGAAAGCAGACAUCAAGAUCUGGAUCCUGACAGGAGACAAACAGGAAACUGCCAUUAACAUUGGACACUCCUGCAAACUUUUGAAGAAGAACAUGGGAAUGAUUGUUAUAAAUGAAGGCUCCCUUGAUGGAACAAGGGAAACUCUCAGUCGGCACUGCACUAUCCUUGGGGAUGCUCUUCGGAAGGAGAAUGAUUUUGCUCUUAUAAUUGAUGGGAAGACCCUCAAGUACGCCUUAACCUUCGGAGUCCGACAGUACUUCAUGGAUUUAGCUUUGUCAUGCAGAGCUGUCAUUUGCUGCAGGGUUUCUCCUCUACAAAAGUCUGAAGUUGUUGAGAUGGUGAAGAAGCAAGUCAAAGUCAUAACGCUUGCGAUUGGUGAUGGGGCAAACGACGUCAGCAUGAUCCAGACAGCCCACGUGGGUGUUGGGAUAAGCGGCAACGAGGGCCUGCAGGCAGCUAAUUCUUCUGAUUAUUCCAUAGCUCAGUUCAAGUAUUUGAAGAAUUUACUGAUGGUUCAUGGUGCCUGGAACUAUAACAGAGUCUCUAAGUGCAUCCUGUACUGCUUCUACAAGAACAUAGUCCUUUAUAUUAUUGAGAUCUGGUUUGCCUUUGUUAAUGGCUUUUCUGGACAGAUCCUCUUUGAAAGGUGGUGUAUAGGUCUUUAUAAUGUGAUGUUUACAGCAAUGCCUCCCUUAACUCUUGGGAUAUUUGAGAGAUCAUGCAGAAAAGAGAAUAUGUUGAAGUACCCUGAAUUGUACAAAACAUCUCAGAACGCUCUGGACUUCAAUACCAAGGUUUUCUGGGUUCAUUGUUUAAAUGGCCUCUUCCACUCAGUUAUUCUGUUUUGGUUUCCACUAAAAGCCCUUCAGUAUGGUACUGUAUUUGGAAAUGGGAAAACUUCUGAUUACCUGCUGCUGGGAAACUUCGUUUACACCUUUGUAGUGAUAACUGUCUGCUUGAAAGCUGGCUUGGAGACAUCAUACUGGACAUGGUUCAGCCACAUAGCAAUAUGGGGCAGCAUCGCACUCUGGGUGGUGUUUUUUGGAAUCUACUCAUCUCUGUGGCCUGCUGUUCCAAUGGCCCCUGAUAUGUCAGGAGAGGCAGCCAUGUUGUUCAGUUCCGGAGUCUUUUGGACAGGUUUGUUGUUUAUCCCCGUGGCGUCGUUGCUGCUGGACGUGGUGUACAAAGUUAUCAAGAGGACUGCUUUUAAAACAUUAGUAGAUGAAGUUCAGGAGCUUGAGGCAAAAUCUCAAGACCCAGGAGCAGUUGUGCUUGGGAAAAGUCUCACCGAGAGGGCGCAGCUGCUCAAGAACGUGUUUAAGAAGAACCACGUGAACCUGUACCGCUCUGAGUCUCUACAGCAGAACCUGCUCCAUGGGUAUGCUUUCUCUCAAGAUGAGAAUGGAAUUGUUUCCCAGUCUGAGGUGAUUAGAGCAUAUGACACCACGAAGCAGAGGCCGGAGGAGUGGUGAUGGAAGGGACUGAGAGGCAGGCCCUCCUGUCUCUGAGGAGAGCUACCGCAAUCUAAGGUCGUUGCCGCAGUCUGCUGACCAAUUCCAGUCUGGUCCAUGGAGAGGAAAGGUGGAUCUGAGCUCGUCUCGCUGAUGGACCUUCAGAUUCAUGUACAUUAGAGACAUAAGCACUGUGCAAUCACACUAUGACACCAUCUCUCUCAGAUUCCUUAGAGAAUUUGCUAAGGCUUUGUAAAGAGGAAUUGAAAAUGACCUUGUAUCUUGCCAGAGUGAUUUCUUAAGCUGAGGAGAGGUCAGUAUUCUUAUACUGUUGAUGGGGGACUGUAACUAUCAGUUCAUUAGCUAUACCACAGGCAACCAAUGAUGGAAAAACUCUAGAAUGAAGUUAAGUUAAAGGGACUUUUGAUAUCCAGACUUAGAUUUCAGGAUAUGCUGAAACCAGCAUUCUUAAAGAACUUACUCACCUUACUGAGUAUUUCUAAACAAGGCAUUAUUACGUGUUUGUGUCAAAAACCAUCCGAUAAAUGUUUGCCAAAGAAGUUCAGUAAGUGUAUUUCUCAUUCAGUAGCCAUUUGCCCAGAAAUUUUAAGAGAACGUUUACUUCCAGUUCUGCUGUAAGAUCUAUCUGCAUGCUUGACUUUUCAAAUGUGAGAGUGACUUGCAAAAAUGAAUAUUUCAAGGCAUUUGCUACUAAAAUCUGUGAUGUCGCACCUUCAGCCUUACAAGUGCUUCUUUGUCUUGUUCAAGUUAGAAGGCACAUGUGUUAAUGUGACUGUCAUUACAAUACUGAUUUUUAAACUUGCAUUUGCAUCUCAUUCAUCUCUGAUAGUUUCAUCAUCCUUUAGAGUUUUCUAAAAAUCUGGCUUCUGCUGUGUCUAAAUGAUGUCAUUUUGUCUUAAAGUUUCCCCUCUGAAGAAAAUUAUGCUUACAUAUUUAUGUGGGGUUUCCAAAGCUUCUGUCUAGAUGUUUGGAAUAAUAUGUCGGAUAAGUGCAUGGGCUUUUGUAAUGUACAUAGGCUCAGCUUUUGUAAUGUGUUUUGGUUCUCACUGCUGGCUCCCACUAGAGAUGCCUGCUGAUUUACGUAGCAUACUCAGUGUUAUGGUGGCCGUCCCUUUACUUCAGCCCGAAAAUUAGUUCACAGUUCACUUGCAUUUAUCAAGCUGAUCCUCAGAUUAGUCAUGUGCUACUUACUGGGACAAAUAAGGAGUGUAUUUUCCCCAUUUUAAAAAUACAUAUUUUACUCAGACCUGUUACUUUAUAGUCAAGGAAGGCUUUUCAUCCUGGGUAUGGUUUACUUACAUGUUUUAAAACAUAUGUUCAGUUUAAUAAUUUUCAGCAUUUCCAUGACAUCGGAAAAUGCCUAUUUUGCUACUAACAUACAGUAAAUGGUGAAGGGGAUGUUUAAAAACCACAAGUUUUCUAUACUAUUUUUAAAUAAUGCUUUCGUUUAAAAAGAAAAAGGAAUUCUAGCUUUGAGAUAUACUUCAAAGAUUGAAGCAAACUUUUUUGCCUUUUAUUCAAAAGCCUGUUUGCCUUUAAGUGGACUUAUCAGCAAACUAGAUAGAACUUUAAAACAAAAAUUCAGUUAGAAUUGAGAAAGGUGACUUUUCCAAAUUGCCCCAGGUUUAAUCGUUUCACAUUCUUUUCCCCUUUUUCUAAUCUAGAUUUAAAAUUUACAUAUAUAUAUAUAAUUCCUUUGUAUAUGCAGCUGGUUACAAGUAUAAAUCCACAUUUUCUGCAAAUAACAUGAAUAAUACAUACAAGUAAUACUAAUCUAAAAAGAAUAGGGAGUUUAUCUUUCACUUCUCAGACUCUUCUCAUUUGAGGUUCAGAUUAAGAAAAUCAUGAAUCAAGACAUCCAGCAAGACUACAGAUAUAAGGUCUAAGAUCAUCUUCAAAGUUCUGGAGUUGCAGACUUUGUCUACUGGAUGGAUCUUCAGAGUACAUUUUCCUGGACCUCUAAACGGCGAUAGUUGAGGUCAAACCACAAAAAUCAGCACGAAUGAAGAGAGCUGCUUCCAUUUGCUCUCAUCAGUUGCAUCCUUCUCCAGACUUUUAUUGGCAAAAUACUAUGAGUAAAGUAGAAUUGAAUUUUCUGACUUAAACAUGAAAAUAAGUUUUAUUUUCAUUUUGAAACAUGGACUGUUUCGACAGUGCUCUUCAACAUGAAAAGAAUACUCAUAGUUAAUCAUUGAACACCAUGCUCUGAAAUGUGAUGGAUUUAUGCCUAUUUGUCCAUGAUCCAAUUUUUGAAUUAUGGACGUUAGGCCAGUCUUUGCUUAUCGGGUGAAGGUAGGGCAUACGAGGUAAGGGAUAACCACUUUACUAAAACUUGAAAUACAGCAUUAGAGUUGCAGUGACUUUACAGUUUUACUAAAAUUAGAGAAAAUGCUCUGAGUUUUAAUCUUCCUGAAUUGGGGAGAAUAAAAGACAUAGUUUUACUAGGAUUAAAACAACCAAUCAAAGCGACUUUUACCAUUUAUUUUCUAAAAUAAAGAACACAUACUCUUCAAUGUAAAAGUUUGUUGUAGAGACUCUGGCAAAUGCUAACAUAGUUUCUGUAUAAUGUUUACAAUUCAGAAAAUACUCCUUGUAAUACAAAACCUUCAUUCCUUUAGCACUGAAAUGCUGGAAGUUGCUUUAAUGUUGAAUACUGCACAGUGGUACUGAACAUGGACUUUCUAAAGAUUUUAUAUAUUCAUAUAGGAAUAGAUCAGUGGCUCUUGCCCGGGAAGAUGUAGAGUUUAUUAGCAGGAAAACUGUUUCUCAGGAAUGAAGUAAAUUUAAAAUGCGAAGUGUGCUCCUUCCCUCUCCAUGCAUUUGUGCUCUUCUUUUGCACUGGGCGGGAAGGGUUAGCAGUGUUGGGAACUCACUGGAAAAGCUUCCCUCAAAUUAGGUGCAUGUGUAUUCUGCUAAAUGAAGAUAGCCACUUACAUGGAUUGUACGGUCAUUGAGUGGAAUGAAAGAGUCCUCUUAAUUGUCCAGGGUGGGAAGGAGGGAUAAAUUACAGAAAUCAAUCAUCAUUUAUCCUCAUCAUAAAUUUUAACAUUUUAAUUUUUAAAUUCAGCAUUCUGAAUAUCAACUGUGAGAGUCACAUGCUAAGUUCUUCUGCAUUGUGUGUACUGUAUGAUAUGUAUAAAAUGUUCUUUCAGAAAAAUGAAGGCUAAUCGGAAAGUAAAAGAUUAUAUAUUCGUAAUUUUUAAAUUACUUGUGUCGUAAGUAUUACAAAGCCACAUAAUCAUUAAGGCUUGUUUUCAUGCAAUUGCCCUUGAUAGUUCUUGGUUUUGAAACUUAUUUCAUUGACUCUACCUUUAACCUUAUAAAUAAUCAUCUGCAAAAUUUAUCAAGAAAAUCCCCAGCUAUUUACAUCACAAUGAGUAGCUGUGGAACUCUUUUUGUAAAUUACUUACGGAAACACCAUGCAGUUCAGUGCCUAAUAAAUGCUUUUUAAUGAUGAACGUUUGUAUAAUGUCUCUUAAAGUAUCAUCGUCUGAUUUUUCUCACAUUAAAACAACUGAAGUCACUUGUGAAACUUACUGAUACUUUGCUACAUUUUAAUUAACCUUCAACAGCUAUUAAAGUGGAAUGUAAGUUAGAUUUUGAAGGAAAUGAAAUAAAUGUUUUCCAUUUUUCACCUUGAUUUAUUUUCUGUUUGAGAGCAGCUGUGUUUUUGAUAGGUUUAUGGUUUGCAUGAAUUAAUAUUUAAAGUGACCCAGGCCAAUGCAUGACUAUUGCUGUAAAUCUUGAUGUUUAUUUCUGCCUUACAAAAUUCUAUCAUGGCCUACCUGGAAUUUAAUAUUCAGUGGGCAAAUUAACUGGUCCUCCACACGUCUUAUUUUUAAUAAGUAGAUUAUUUUACAAACAAAUUUGAACAAAUUUAAUUGAAUCUUUGUUUAGCUUGCCUCUAAGAACUUUUCUUAAUAAAGCUUACAAAACUUCUCAGCAAAUAAAUCUCCCUUAAGUAGGUGAAAAAAAAUCUCGAUUUCAUAUUUGCUUAGUUUGAAUUAACAGCAAUUUUCCAUAGGUAGUCUACUCCUACAAAGAUGUGAGCAGAAUAUUAAAAAUAUAUAUAUUUUUAUGUUUCUUGGUUCUAGAAUAGAAGCCAUAAAAGUGGUAAAUACUGUUUGUUGUUUAACUCCUUCGAUCUUUGUUUUUUACAUUUUCAGCUUUAUUAGGUUAAAAAUAAAAAGGCAGCCUUGGAAGGCAGCUAUGGAAAACUGCAGUUUGCAUUAAAGAUAAAAGUAGUAUUUUCAGCUCCAUGAAAAACCAUUCCUGCUGAAACUGCUGUAGAAAUUGUGAAGCUGCAUGAGUGGAGAGUGUUGGUUCUAUGAUUGUGUAGUUUUCUCAGGUUUGUUUAUCUUGAUGUUCAAUGCACUGUGUUUUAUAAAUAGUUAUUAAAGUUGAGUAUAUUCAUUUCUAUGCAGUGUUAUGUGUCAUUGGCCUUUUGUGGAUGUGCAUGUUUUAAACUGCAAAUUUUGAACAUUUUGUCCACUAAUUGUUAUUAAAAAUGAAAUAAACUUUACCAUUACAUAAA
Messenger RNA from Chinchilla lanigera (long-tailed chinchilla), 8141 nucleotides. RefSeq names its product ATPase, aminophospholipid transporter (APLT), class I, type 8A, member 1 (gene Atp8a1). Lineage: Eukaryota; Metazoa; Chordata; Mammalia; Rodentia; Chinchillidae. The record is from RefSeq and is a predicted model, not a curated record. The coding region runs from base 113 to 3607 and encodes 1164 amino acids. Gene Ontology annotation, cellular component: plasma membrane. The transcript is spliced from 37 exons. Gene Ontology annotation, biological process: phospholipid translocation. Gene Ontology annotation, molecular function: ATP binding; ATPase-coupled intramembrane lipid carrier activity; magnesium ion binding.